CCAGCCUCAUUCCUCUCACUCUGUCUCUCACUGUCUCUCGUGUUUAGCUCUCCUGCUUUCUCCCUCCCUCUCUCUCUCUCUCUCUCUCUCUCUCACACACACACACACACACACACCCCUCCCAUUUCAUACAUAUACACACACACAAACACACACUGAAACACAAACACGCACAUGCACACACCCACCCACACACACACACCUAUAGACACAAUACACACACACGUGCGCUGGAGUCUGGGCUUUGCUCAAGGAGCGCUAUCUGCUGCUGUCCUCUCGCUUUGGGUGAAUUGGUGUCAGUUCUCACUUUUGCUCUUGCUCUGAUUCCUGGAAUGCUAAAUCUGGACUGAUGGACAUUUCAGAACUUUGUAUUUCAGACUCAAUCAGCUAUCACAACCAGCUGCUUAAUAGAAUGGCUGCUGAUGACAGACACCUGACAUCGAGCUGCGGAUCCUACAUCAAGACAGAACCUUCAAGUCCAUCUUCGGUUAUUGACACUGUGAGUCAUCACAGCCCCAGCGCCAGCUCUGAUGCUAGUGGCGGGUAUGGCAUUACCAUGAAUGGGCACUCCAAUGGCCUGGACUCACCGCCCAUGUUCACUGCUGCCAGCCUGGGUGGUGGAGCAUGCCGUAAACGUUAUGAUGACUGCUCAAGUUCCAUUAUGGAGGACUCUCCCACCAAGUGCGAGUACAUGUUGAAUUCCAUUCCCAAAAGACUCUGCCUCGUCUGUGGAGAUAUUGCUUCUGGCUAUCAUUAUGGUGUGGCAUCUUGUGAGGCUUGCAAAGCCUUUUUUAAAAGGACAAUACAAGGAAAUAUUGAAUAUAGCUGUCCAGCCACAAAUGAGUGUGAGAUAACAAAACGUAGACGCAAAUCCUGCCAGGCCUGCCGUUUCAUGAAGUGUCUCAAGGUUGGAAUGCUUAAAGAAGGUGUUCGCCUAGAUCGUGUUCGAGGAGGCAGACAAAAAUACAAGAGGAGAAUGGAUACAGAAAACAGUGCUUACCUGGGACUAACACUGCCACCCCCAGCAAAAAAACCACUGACUAAGAUUAUCUCUCAUCUAUUGGUGGCUGAACCAGAAAAAAUCUAUGCAAUGCCCGACCCCACAGUACCAGAGAGCGAUAUAAAGGCAUUAACCACCCUGUGUGAUUUGGCAGACAGAGAGCUGGUGGUUAUCAUUGGAUGGGCCAAACAUAUCCCGGGUUUUUCAAACCUCUCACUGGGUGACCAGAUGAGCUUGCUGCAGAGUGCCUGGAUGGAAAUUUUGAUUUUGGGUAUUGUGUUUCGCUCUUUGCCCUAUGAAGAUGAGCUGGUCUAUGCUGAGGACUAUAUAAUGGAUGAGGAGCACUCCCGUCUCACAGGUCUUCUAGACCUAUAUGUCUCCAUCCUGCAGUUAGUGCGCAGAUAUAAGAAACUGAAGGUGGAGAAGGAGGAAUUUGUCACUCUCAAAGCAAUAGCUCUUGCCAAUUCUGAUUCCAUGCACAUAGAAGACUUGGAAGCUGUUCAGAAACUGCAAGAUGCACUCCAUGAGGCUCUGCAGGACUAUGAGGCUAGCCAACAUCAAGAUGACCCUCGACGGGCUGGCAAACUUCUAAUGACACUCCCUCUGCUUCGCCAGACAGCUACCAAAGCUGUGCAGCACUUUUACAGCAUUAAACUCCAGGGCAAAGUGCCUAUGCACAAACUCUUCCUGGAAAUGUUAGAAGCAAAAGUCUGAUGGGUGAAAUCUUAUCCUGGAAAUAGAGGGUUUAAACAGAGACAAUGAACUUUGAACAUAAGACUUCUGCAGAUUCCUGGGGGAAAAAUGAAGAAAAAAUUCAUUGGGGGGAAAGUAUGAUGCAGAUUAAUUUAAAGAUAUAUAUAUAAUAUUAUGUACAGUGGCAAACGUUUUCCUUCUCAAGGUCUGUGGUCAUGAAUGGAAUAAAGCAGCAUAGGCUGUAUUCACAAUGGAACCACCUCUCCUCUUCCACAAAGAGGCUACUUCCUUGUGACUCACUUGAUGGACUACUCAGAAAAGACAAAUACUGUAAGUGCCCUCAGGUAUAGCUGGGGCUAAUUGUUCCAUGAGCAUAUUACAAAACUUACUACUGAAAUGCCCACAGACCUGGAUUAAUACGUAACAUUAACCCAUGGUUUGAUGAGCUGAUUUGUUGAGCAGAUGUGGUGUAAAUGGACACUCUGACCUGUAUGGCUGCCUUCAAUAAGCAGGGUGCGUCUCUUCACCAUUUAGUCUAUAGUAGUUGUCUGUCUUCCACAUGUGCAGUUGACUGGCACUAAAACCAUGAUGCAACUACAAUAAAAAUGCUUAGAAAUUCAGAAUCUUCCCAAAUCAAAUCUUGCACUAUUACAUUUCAGGAAGUGUUUUUUGCUUACUGAAUGUAGCCAUUGGGUCAGUUUCAAAAGAAUUCAGAGUCUAAUUUGAGUUUUCAAUGGCAGUGCUCCACUGAAUCACAUGCUGUCUUUUUGUUUUACUGUCUACUGAGUCAGCACUGUAUGUUACUGUAUAUUGUUAAGUUCUUCUCAAUUAUAGUUUUAUUGCAGGAGACUUUAAAUGGCUAAAAUGAGCACGCUGCCUGUUAAAAAAUGGUUCUUUCUAUUGGAAAUCAAAGGUUCUUAAUGUGGUAUGUUGGGAAUACCUGCAGCUUAACAACAUGCAGGAAUAACAGUUCCUUUGCUGACAGAUAAGGUCAAAAUAUAAACAAAUAUGAAUUGCAAGUUGCUGGUGCACUUAUACAUGUAUGGAAGUCUCAAAUAUUGAGAGGGAGAAGUUUAAAAAUAAGAAUCAACUGUCCAGUCCAGAUGGUCCCAAUAGAGACUUCAGUGUAGAGGUUAUUCAGCGCCUGCAAAAAGAAAAAUUAGCAAGUGUCUUCUAAUAUAUAUAUCAUCCUUGACAUUAUGAACUGGUGAACAAACUGUUUUAUCUAUUUAUUUAUUUAUUUAUUAAUUUAUUUAUCUUGUCUAUUUAAAUAAAAUAUUUAUAUAUAUAUUCAGUAUAUAUAUAUAUAAAACUGUUUCAAAAUGGAAUCUGACUCCAUGGCAGAAACCAGCUUUGCAUUUCUGUGGUCAGCUAGAAUGGUCAUUUAGAAUUGAAAAGAAAUUCGUAAAACUAAACAUUGGGUGAUAUACCAAUUUAUUUCCCUCUCCUCUAAUAUCAUCCAAGUGUGAACAGUUAAUACCACUGCAGACCAGAAGCAUUUCAGGUAUAUAUAGUCUUCCUGACUGCAGGCCUAUCUUAAAAACUGGAAGUAACAAUGCAAGUGGCGCUAUUUUAUUGGAGAAAAAAGGUGUAGAAUAAGGGUCUUUAAUCCUAGAGAAAUGUGAUUUUUUUUUCAUCUCUAAAUAUUUAUUCUGUACUGUCUUCUUUUUGGCCACAGUGUAAAUAGACAUCACAAGAUAUACAUUGAAAACAAAAGGACAAUUAAUUUUAAAAAUCUAAUUCCAUUUUGUUGGUGAAAAGAAAAGCUGUGCAAUCAUUCUUUCCUGUAUAGGUUUUCUAGUUCACCCCAAAAACAUAAACAUAAACCAUUAUUCACAAACACAUGCCAACAUCAUCUUUCCAAGUAUAAUACUGAAUAAAUCAAACAAUUUGUGCAUUUGCUGUACACCUCUUCUGUACUGAGAAUUCUUUGGGUUUACCUUGUGGAUUUACUAUCAUUUUAUAAACUGCAUUAUAGAACUGCUUGCAACUAAAUGUUGAUAUUUUUUUCU
Erpetoichthys calabaricus (reedfish) is the source of this 3705-nucleotide messenger RNA. RefSeq names its product estrogen-related receptor beta (gene esrrb). Gene Ontology annotation, biological process: regulation of DNA-templated transcription. Lineage: Eukaryota; Metazoa; Chordata; Cladistia; Polypteriformes; Polypteridae. The record is from RefSeq and is a predicted model, not a curated record. Gene Ontology annotation, cellular component: nucleus. The transcript is spliced from 7 exons. Bases 350 to 1714 code for a protein of 454 amino acids. Gene Ontology annotation, molecular function: DNA-binding transcription factor activity; zinc ion binding; steroid binding.